AGAAGAAUGAUGAUAGAAUAAACAAAUGGUAUAAAUAAGACAACAGCUGAUAAAUAUAAAACAAUCUGCUAGUGUGUGAGCAAAGAAGCAUUAUUUUUUUCGUGAAAGAAAUAAUAUAUUUAUCAAAACAAGUUAAAUAAAUAGUAAAAUCUAAAAAAUGGAUCCAGCGUUAUUAAGGGAACGUGAAGCGUUCAAAAAGAGGGCUAUGGCCACUCCAACUGUGGAGAAGAAGCCAAAAUCCGAAGCUCCACCAGCCAGUCAACCAAAAGAUGAUGCUAAGAAGAAAAUGCGACCACCAAGUGCACCUAAACUGGAUGCAAGCACAUAUAAAACAAUGUCAGGAAGCUCACAGUAUCGUUUUGGUGUAUUGGCUAAAAUCGUGAAACAUAUGCGUACACGGCACCAAGAAGGCGAUGAUCAUCCUUUGAAUAUUGAUGAAAUCUUAGACGAAACAAAUCAGUUAGAUAUUGGGCAAUCCGUUAAAAAUUGGCUCGCAUCAGAGGCGCUUACCAACAAUCCGAAAAUAGAAGCUACACCGGACGGUCAACGUUUUAGCUUUAAGCCGGUAUAUAAAAUCAAAGAUGGCAAAAGUUUAUUGCGCCUUCUUAAGCAGCACGACCUAAAAGGACUGGGUGGCGUUUUGCUCGACGAUGUACAAGAAUCAUUGCCACAUUGCGAGAAAGUGCUCAAAAAUCGUGCUUCCGAAAUAAUAUUCAUAGUGCGGCCAAUAGAUAAGAAGAAGAUAUUGUUUUAUAACGAUAGAACAGCAAACUUUACGGUCGAUGAAGAAUUUCAAAAGCUGUGGCGCUCAGCAACCGUAGAUGCCAUGGAUGAUGCGAAAAUUGAUGAAUAUCUUGAAAAACAAGGCAUACGCUCUAUGCAAGACCAUGGGCCAAAGAAACCGGUGCCGAAACGUAAGAAAGCUGCAAGCAAGAAGCGUCAAUUUAAGAAACCAAGAGAUAACGAGCAUUUGGCAGACGUUUUGGAAACUUACGAAGAUAAUACUUUAACUCAAAAAGGCGCGAAUCCUACGUAAAAUAAUUGUAAAUUCUGCUUUAAAUAAUAUUAUCUCAUUUCCAUUUACAUAUAAAUAUAAUAUGUAUUAUUUAAAAUAUAUCAAACUUUUAUGCAAAAAUAAAACAAAAUCUUGGAUCACUACAGCCACAGA
Molecule: messenger RNA, 1168 nt
Organism: Ceratitis capitata (Mediterranean fruit fly)
Lineage: Eukaryota; Metazoa; Arthropoda; Insecta; Diptera; Tephritidae
Gene: TfIIEbeta
Product: general transcription factor IIE subunit 2
Exons: 6
Coding region: 158-1036 (292 amino acids)
Biological process (GO): transcription initiation at RNA polymerase II promoter
Cellular component (GO): transcription factor TFIIE complex
Source: RefSeq, a predicted model, not a curated record